Musa acuminata AAA Group (dessert banana) is the source of this 1631-nucleotide messenger RNA. Its product is annotated as BAHD acyltransferase DCR-like. The transcript has a single exon. Lineage: Eukaryota; Viridiplantae; Streptophyta; Magnoliopsida; Zingiberales; Musaceae. Bases 45 to 1385 code for a protein of 446 amino acids. The record is from RefSeq and is a predicted model, not a curated record.
CCGAUCCAUCCCUUCCCAUCAUCCUUCACCCUCACGCCUCCACCAUGACCGUCGAGAAUGGGCACGCGGAGACCAAGGCGGCCGCCGUGAAGGUCACCAACGAGGCCAUGGUCCUCCCUAGGAAAGCGCCGGGGAAGCCGACGUGCCCCUUGAUCACCUUCGACCUUCCCUACAUGACCUUCUACUACAACCAGAAGCUGUUGCUGUACAAGUGCGACGAGGAGUUCGGGGACGCAGCUGAGAGGCUGAAGCAUGGCUUGGCGGCGGCUCUGGAGUUCUUUUACCCCUUGGCGGGGAGGUUGAAGCAGGACGAGGAGAAGGUGGUGUACGUGGAGUGUGAGGGCGAGGGGCUGGUCGGCGCCGAGGUCAUCGAAGCCGUGGCGGAGGGGGUGUCGGCGGUGGACCUGGCGGAAGGGGAGAAUCCGGCGCUGCUGCAGGACCUGGUGCCGUACACCGGCGUCAUGAACCUCGAGGGACUCCACCGCCCGCUCCUGGCCGUGCAGUUCACCAAGUUGAAGGACGGCCUCGCCAUCGGCGCCGCGUUCAACCACGCCAUCCUUGACGGCCACUCCACCUGGCACUUCAUGUCCUCGUGGGCCGACCUCACCCGCGGCUCCCCCGCCAUCUCCCUCCUCCCCACCCACGACCGCAUCGUCGCCCGCUCCGUCCGCGUGCCCCUCUCCCUUCCGGCCUCCGCCCUCGACCACGAGCUCGCCGACCCCAACGGCCCCGCCAAGCCCCUCGUCGCCCGCGUCUUCUCCUUCUCGGAGUCCACCGUCGACCUCAUCAAGUCCUGCGCCAACGCCGGCCUUCCUCCGGGCUCCAAGCCCCUCUCCACUUUCCAGUCCCUCGGCGCCCACAUGUGGCGCGCGGUGUGCCGCGCGCGCGCGCUCAAGCCCGAGGACAUCACCGUCUUCGUCAUCUUCGCCGACUGCCGCUCCCGCGUCGACCCUCCCAUGCCCGAUGCCUUCUUCGGCAACCUCAUCCAGGCCAUAUUCACCGGCACCGCCGCGGGGCUGCUGCUGGCGAGUCCACCCGAGUUCGGAGCCGGGAUGCUUCAGCAGGUGAUCGGGGCCCACAACGCGGACGCGAUCGAGAAGCGGCUGGAGGAGUACGAGGCGGCGCCGAAGCUGUUUUACUACAGCGAUGCCGGGAUGAACUGCGUAGCCGUGGGUAGCUCACCGAGGUUCAAGGUGUACGACGUCGACUUCGGGUUCGGGAAGCCGGAGCGGGUGAGGAGCGGGUCCAACAACAAGUUCGACGGAAUGGUGUACUUGUACCCGGGAAGAGAGGGAGGGAAGAGCAUCGAUGUGGAGCUGACGCUGCAAGCGGAGGCAAUGGAGAGGCUGGAGAAGGAUGAAGAAUUCCUCGUGGCGAAGGCUUGACCAGAAGCUUAUAUAAAGCUUUGGACGAGGCUUGUGUUCCAAGGUAGCGUAAUUAAUGGUCGCUCGGUUUGGUCGUCUGUGGAGUCGGAUAUGUUUGGUAGCGUAAUGGUCGCCUGUGGCUGAUCGAUGUUUCGGGUGGCAAACUCUCGUCGAUCCCCCCCCAUAAUAAUAAGCUUUGUUAAUUGUGUUACCAACCGUGUGAGCCGAGCAGUUGGCUACUUAUGAGACGAGAAACUUGUUGAGCUC